UUCUUUUUUGUUCACUUGUUCUUUGUUAUUCACUUGUUCAUUUUUACUCACUGGUUCAUUUUUACUCACUUGUUCUCUACUCACUUUUUGCGCAAUUUUGCUCCUCAAAGGGCAUUUUGCGAUCUGGCAGCUUUGCUCAUAUUUGCGUUUACUUCACACUUUUUAUAUUACGGGCAAAGCUGUUUACAAUUUUGAAAAAUUCACUAUGUCGCUUUUUCGGAAGUAUAGUGAGAUUUGGAACCAUUUCGAGGAAGUUGGACGCCAGGAAGCCAAGUGCAAGUAUUGCAAAUCUAUUUUGAGUUGCAAAUCUCAAAGCAACUUAAGCCGCCAUUUAAAGAGCAAGCACCCGGCGUCUAUGGAGCCCGUUAUCCGGCAAAACACCGAUGGCCCGAUUUUUGUGCAAAGUGCGCAACCAAAAAUAACAAGCUUUGCUGAAAGGCCUGUACCAGCGAGCAAAGCGCAGCAUAUUGAUCUGCAACUUGUACGGAUGAUCGCCAAGGGUCAUCACGCCUUGCGCUUGGUCGAAGCACCAGAAUUUAAAAAAUUUAUUCACGAUGUGUCGCACACCCCAAACUAUAAGCUUCCGACGAGGAAAACAUUAACCAGCUCCUUGAUUCCCAAAAUUCGUGACGAGUACACUGGGACGAUAAUAGAAGAACUACGUGCGGCCACAGCGGUGUGCUUAACUACAGACGGUUGGACAUCUAUAACCAACGAAAGUUAUCUGGCUGUCACAGUACAUUUUAUCGAUGAGGAAUCAACGAUGCUGACCUAUACAAUUGCUUGUCAGGCCUUUGAAGCGUCGCACACUGCUGCGAAUCUGUGCAGCUUUUUGGAAAAAAUUGUGACUGAAUGGGAUCUCAAAAACAAAGUCGCAGCAAUAGCAUCCGAUAAUGCACACAACAUUGCUCUUGCUAUUAGAACCGGCAAUUGGAGUCAUAUACGGUGUUUUGCUCAUACCCUAAAUCUAAUUGUCCAAAAAGCUCUAGAUAAAAUAAGCAGUGUGCGCAGAAAAGCUAAAGCUAUAAGCGAAUAUUUUCAUCGCAGCUCAUCAGGCUUAAAAAAGCUUAAAGAUAUGCAAGCGCUGCUUAAGUUGGCUGACCUCAAACUAACACAGGAUGUGCCAACACGUUGGAACUCAACGUACAAAAUGUUUGAACGGCUGUCUAUCCUGAAGGAGGCAGUCGUGGCAGCUCUGUCAACAAGGACAGAUUUAAUUUUGUCACUAGAAGACUGGGAUGUCAUUGAUGGAGUGCUUCCCGUAUUAAAGCCAUUUUAUGAAGUUACAGAAGAGAUCUCAGCUGAAAAAAACCUAACAUUGUCAAAAAUAAUUGCUUUGACUGGAUUACUUCAAAGAAAAAUGGCUCAAAUAUAUCCAACAUUUAAAAAUAACCUAGUUGCCGAAGUAAUCAAUGAAAUCAUAAACGAGAUGGACGGCAGGUUUAACGAUUUCGAGGCUAAUAUUUUGUAUGCGGAGAGCACUGUUCUGGAUCCCAGGUUCAAAGGACGCGCAUUUAAAUCUGCGGAGGCCUUUAAAAAGUCAGUAGCGGAUAUCAACAAAAAAUUGGCUCAAACGAUACGGUCACUCACUGAACCUCCACAAGAAGCUAUAAGCAACAAAAAACAAGAAGAGGACACAAUAUGGGCUGAAUUUGAUACCACUUUUCAGCAAGUAAGCCAACCCACCAACAAUACGGCAGCAUCCAUAAGAGAAAUGGAUAAGUACCUGGCUGAGGAGUACAUCAGCCGAAAAGAUGAUCCAUUGGUAUGGUGGAAUCAGCGGAAUGCGCAAUACCCGCUACUUUAUAACUAUAUGCUGAAACGCCUCUGCUUAGUCGCCACCUCAGUGCCAUGCGAGCGCAUAUUUUCAAGUGCAGGCGAAACCAUACGUAAAAGGCGCUCCCUUUUAAAGUCAACAACCGUUGAAAAUUUAAUUUUUUGCAUAACAACAUGUAAAUCGGAACGCUAAAAUGAAGAAAACGAAAAGUAUAAGAAUUCCUAUGAAAGGAUCUCCUUUUUUUUAAGUUAGUAUAAGAAUUCCU
Molecule: messenger RNA, 2042 nt
Organism: Drosophila miranda
Lineage: Eukaryota; Metazoa; Arthropoda; Insecta; Diptera; Drosophilidae
Product: zinc finger BED domain-containing protein 1-like
Exons: 2
Coding region: 206-1969 (587 amino acids)
Molecular function (GO): DNA binding; protein dimerization activity
Source: RefSeq, a predicted model, not a curated record